Messenger RNA from Naegleria gruberi, 783 nucleotides. RefSeq lists its product as uncharacterized. The record is from RefSeq and is a predicted model, not a curated record. The transcript has a single exon. The coding region runs from base 1 to 783 and encodes 260 amino acids. Gene Ontology annotation, biological process: mitochondrial electron transport, ubiquinol to cytochrome c. Lineage: Eukaryota; Heterolobosea; Eutetramitea; Acrasida; Naegleriidae. Gene Ontology annotation, molecular function: electron transfer activity; heme binding.
AUGGCUGCUACUGGAUUAUCAGCUGGUAGUUUCCUCGUCUUUAACAAUGUGAAUAGUGUUGAAGCUUCUGAUGGUACUGCUAUUCCUCCAGCCCAACCAUGGCCACACAAGGAACUCGCUGGUUCUUUCGAUGCUGCCUCCAUUAGAAGAGGUUAUAAAGUUUAUAGAGAAAUCUGUAGUGCUUGCCACGGUAUGAAUGAAAUUGCUUUCCGUAAUCUCAAUGUUGCUUUCACUGAUGCUGAAAUCAAAGUUUUGGCUGCUGCUGUUGAUGUUGAAGGUGAACCAGACUCCCAAGGAGAACCAACAACUCGUAAGGCCAAGGCUUUCGAUUACAUGCAAUCACCAUACAAAAACGAACAAGCUGCUAGAUCUAUGAACGGAGGUGCUUUGCCACCAGAUUUGUCAGUCAUUGUCAAGGGUCGUCCACAUAAUGAAGAUUAUAUUUUCUCAUUGUUGACUGGUUAUGAGGAUGCUCCUGCUGGUGUUUCUUUGAGAGAAGGUCUCUAUUGGAAUGCUUACUUCCCAGGUGGUGCUAUUGGUAUGGCUCCUCCACUCUCUGAUGGUGCUAUUGAAUUCGAUGAUGGUACUCCAGCUUCAGUUUCACAAAUGGCUAAGGACGUCAGUACAUAUUUGACUUACUGUGCUGCUCCAGAUACUGAACCAAGAAAGAAGAUGGGUUUGAAGGUUUUGGCUUCAUUGUCACUUGUUAUUGCUCUCUCAUGGGUUCACAAGAGAUUCAAGUGGAGUACUAUUAAGAAUAGAACUGUUAUUUUCAGGGAAUAA